Capsella rubella is the source of this 744-nucleotide messenger RNA. RefSeq lists its product as uncharacterized. The transcript has a single exon. The coding region runs from base 61 to 492 and encodes 143 amino acids. The record is from RefSeq and is a predicted model, not a curated record. Lineage: Eukaryota; Viridiplantae; Streptophyta; Magnoliopsida; Brassicales; Brassicaceae.
AGUACAAAAGACAGGAAAAUAUAUAUAUAUAUAUAAAAAAGAGAAAUUAGAGAAAGAAAGAUGAAUUACAUCUCAACGAAAAACGUGUUUGAUGUGUCACCGUUCUUGCUCUUAGAAGCAUCUGCAGAUUCCGAAGCUGUCCCCGACGACGCCGUUCAAUGGCCCCCUAAGGAUUACAAUAUCGAUGGUGAUCAGUCCUCUAAUCGUAGCGAGGCCAGUUCUUGCGAGACCUCUUGUGUAACGUGGGCGAGUCAGAGACCAUGUCGGUUAGAAUUUGACCUAUUUUUAUUACAGGAUACGGUGAAGGAAGAAAUAGACUCCGGAGAUGAAGAAGUUGACGACGACGACGACGACGACGGAGAUGAAGGAGAGGUGAAUAGCUACAUAAGAGGCCAACGUGAAAACCCCGCUCUUGUUUCUGGCUCUGUUGCGGUGGUCAUCAGUGAGAUGGAUCAAAGUCGAAUGUUCUGGGAAGCUUGUCUCGCAUCUUAAAUUUUAAUCAUCUACAUGCAUGUCUUCUUCUUUUUCCUUUUUUUCUUUUUUGGUCUCAGCAACAGCAACAGCCAACAGAUCGAGCUGCAAAACAUAUUAACAUCUCUCGCUUAAUGUUCUUUGUCUCGGUUUCUUUUUCGCUUUUAUUUAUGCACAUCUAUAUAUCUGAAUUGUACGUAUCUCAUAUAUCUACCCCCCUAGCUAUUAACUUAAUUUUUAGUCCAUAUACAUAUAUAGAAAUUUCAUCAUCAA